Emericellopsis atlantica is the source of this 378-nucleotide messenger RNA. Its product is annotated as CST complex subunit Ten1. Lineage: Eukaryota; Fungi; Ascomycota; Sordariomycetes; Hypocreales; Bionectriaceae. Gene Ontology annotation, cellular component: CST complex. The record is from RefSeq and is a predicted model, not a curated record. The transcript has 2 exons. The coding region runs from base 1 to 378 and encodes 125 amino acids. Gene Ontology annotation, biological process: telomere capping. Gene Ontology annotation, molecular function: single-stranded telomeric DNA binding.
AUGUCGCGCGGACCACUCCCAUCGACGCUGUGCCUACUCUCAUCGCUGCCAUACCGCUCCGUCGGUGACAAGGUCCGCUUCCUCGGCUGUGUAGGCGCAUACUCCACCGCGACGGGCAGUGUGAGCCUCACCCACGACUAUCCCGCCAACACCAACGUCACAGCAGUCGCCGACGUGAACCUCGUCCUCGAGACACUCACGCAUGAGACCUUGCAGCAGGGCGAAUGGGUCAACGUCGUGGGCUACGUGACGAGGCGGCAGCGCGCGACGGGCAAGGGGGGCGUCAAAGUGCACGUGCAGGCGCUGACGCUGUGGUCGGCUGGACCGGCGAUGGAAGUGGCCAAGUACGAGCGCACAGUCGACGAGGGACUGGAUUGA